AUGAAUAAUAUGGACACAUCAUCAGAUACCGCGGUCACUCUGCGAAAUAAUUCCAAAAGUAUCAGAAGGUGGCGACCGAGUUCACUUAUAAACAUCGUAUCUAAGAAUAACAAACAUGAUUCAGUUUUACAAUCACUAGAUACAGAUAAGGAAAAGAAAUUACAGAGAUCGAAAUCCUUGAACGCAAAAUGGAAAACUGCAGUGUCAGUAGUACUAAUUGAGGCUAAGAAUAUAUCUUAUUUACUGGAUGAUGGAAUGUCGAAAGGGCUUUUUUGUAAGUUGAGGUUAGGAGUAGAGAGCUUUAAAUCAAAAAGUUCUUCCAAUACAGUACAUCCGGAAUGGCGUGAGAGUUUUAAAAUGCACCUGUUUCAUGAUAAUAUCCUUCACAUUUCUCUAUGGGAUAAAGGAAACCAGAAAACCUCACUUGGCAGCUGUGUCGUAGACUUGGCGAAAUAUCAAAAAGAGCGCACUCAUGACUUAUGGCUGGAGCUUGGAGAAGGCCCUGGAAAAAUUCAUCUGUCCAUUACACAGUGUGCUAUACAAACAGUUGGCCAAAACCAAUGCACGUGUAAUUUUAAUAAGCAGAAGGAUAAAUAUAAAAUAUCAAAUGUGGAUACGGACUUAAACGAAGUAGGCAUUCUACACGUCAAAGUUAUUGGUGCCAGGGGCUUAGGGUCAAAACCGAGCGCCUACUGUACCCUUCAAGUUGAUAACCAAAGGGUGCAGACACACAGAGCUGGAACCAGCGGAGAAAUCACGUGGAAUAGAUGCUACUUAUUUAACAUCCACGACAUAGCAUCCACUCUGGACCUGAAGUUAUACGAAAGCUCUAUAGCUAACACCCUCCUUAACGAGUCGAUAGGCAAAGUAUCGAUUCCUUUGUUGCGAAUUGAGAACGACGAAAUGCGCUGGUAUGCCCUGAAGGACCGAAAUAAAAGGAACAGCGCUAGAGGGAACUUUCCAAGAGUGCUACUCCAGAUGAAAGUGGUGUUUCAUCCUGUAAAAGCAUCGAUUAAGCUAUUCCAAGCUAAAGAAGAGAGGCACAUCGUUAAGAAGGGAAUAAAGUUUGACAUAGCUCUACUUUACAGCAAUGUCGUAUUUGUGUCGAAUGUGUUUCGUGCACUUCAGGAGUUUAAUGAGUUUUAUAAGCGUGUCUUUGAAUGGGACGACCAAGAGUUUUCAUUUUUUGUCCUCAUGGGUUGGAUUAUAUUCUGUUAUUUUAUUCGGAUAUGGGUGAUACCAUUAUUCUUGCUGCUACCUUUCCUCUGGUACUGGAUUUGGAAUAGACAUUACGAUAACGUCGCUGCUGCAAAGGAGCAAGCUGCACAAACUGAAGAAGUAGAUAUGAAUAAUAAUAACGUCAAGAUUCAGGACGAGAGCGAUAAGGGUCUAAUCAGUCGCCUGAAAAUAAACGAGCUGCAGCGAGUUACGAUAACAGUGACGAGAGGAAUCGAAAUGAUCGCCUCCUAUUCUGAAAGGGUUUAUAAUUUAGUAACCUUUAAAGUACCUUUUAUAAGUUACGUAACGAUAUGCAUUUUGGCCGUCGCCUCCUUGGGACUAUAUGUGAUACCGUUUAAUUAUAUUCUCAUGGGAUUUGGUAUAAUGAAAUUCACAAGGAAAUAUAUAAACCCAAAUCGUGUUUUAAAUAAUGAUUUAUUAGACUUCUUCUCGAGAAUACCCGAUGACGCAAUAUUGAAAGAUUGGAAGGAGUUACAUGUACCGAAGCCGAACGAAGACGAGAAUACUAAAUAUCUGGCAAGAUCUGUCAGCACCUCAAUUUGA
Messenger RNA from Leptosia nina, 1782 nucleotides. Lineage: Eukaryota; Metazoa; Arthropoda; Insecta; Lepidoptera; Pieridae. The record is from the annotation of a GenBank genome assembly.